ACCGUUGGUGAUGAUUAAGUCCAAUAACAUUUAUGUGCAAUUCAUGAGGGCAGUGAAAGAUACAGUUAUGGUUUAAUUAAUGUGUUUUACAUAUAAAAAAUGUGUGUUUAUUAAUGUCUGGUGGUUUGUUUGUGUGUUUUUAUAUUCAAACGCAGACAGUCGCGUGCUGCCGCUGGGCACUGAUGAUUUGGGUCGCUUGUUCUGUGCACUACCCCAACAACCCGUGCGGUGAUGGCGAGGAAACCCCGUUGACAAGGCACUGCUUUUUCAUGACGUUUCUCACCCUGCAGCCCAGGAAACAGAGUGUUAAAUGACUGAAUCCAUGCUUCCUGCAGGAAAUCUGUGUCAUGGAUGAUGAGGACGAUCGCCAUCUUCUGGAUAUUUUAGGAGAUGUGGAUGCAUUGAAUGAUUAUCUCCACGGCAGCAACAGCAAGUCUAUCGAGGAGGACGAUGUAACAAAUGCAGCUUAUGGGUCAGAUAGCUCCUUCUUUGCAAGUGACACGACGGGCUCCAACACUGGUCUCAAGGAUGGCUCUUCUUCAAUGGGUGAAUACGGCGAGGAUUCAGCAGGGGCUGGCCUCCAGCUCUCCAGCAGCCUUUCAUUUAUCGAGGAUGAAUUGGGGCCGGAAGCGUCCCCUGGAGGCGUGGAUCUCGGGGGAGAGGACCAGCCCUUCGACAUCCUCCAGAAGUCCCUCAUGGAGGCCGAUAUCACAGAGCAGACGUUGGCUCAGGAGGCCUUACUGGACUCCCAGCCUGCUCCCACUCUAGUGCAGGCUCCUGUGCCCUUCCAGUCCCAGCUGGUCUCUGGGGGUUAUGGAGGGGGAGUGGGCAUGGUAACCACGGCGACAGCUGCAUUCCCUGCUGGCCAGUUCCUCCAAGGGGUGUCCCAGCUGCCAAACGGCUCCGCCCAGCACAUCCAGGUGUUGGGCUCGUUUGGGGCGGGUGGCGGAGUGAUGACCCUGAGCAGCUUGGAGAGGUCUCCUCAGAUUGUGCUGAGGCAGGGGGCUCCUGUAUCUGCAGCAGGGCCCCCAGCGGGGGGGCAGGUGUUUACCCCUACACAAGGGCAGGUGGGCCAAGUGGGUUUACCUUUCAAAAACAUCCCUGUUCAAAACAUCAUCAUCCAGAGAGGCCCGGGAGGGACCCAGACUCUUGUCAGACCUAUCCAGCCUAAACCCCUUCAAGCGGGGGCUCAGACUGUCUACAGCCUGGGUCUCCAGCCCGCUCCCACCACCAUGGCUAACGUAGUUAACGCUAACACUGCUGCUCCUGGACAGUACACAGCCAACGGCUCCAUAGUUGUGCAGCCGCCCCUGGAGCAGCAGCAGGCCCAGACAAACAUACCACCUGGACAGUUCUUGCUGCCCGGCUCUCUGGCGCUCACCCCGGGCAGCACCAUCCACAACGGCCCCGCCGACCCCAACGCAAACGCCCUAAUUACCAGUCAGAAUGCGGUGCAGAUUGUUGCGGGACAGAACUUCGCUGCACCACCAGGAAGUCAGCUAAUUUUGAAUCAGGGAGUGGUCGGUGGGAGUCAGGUUGGAGUGGCUGUGACCCAAACAUGGACAGGAGUUUCCUGUGCGAACUCCGCCGCUGUGCAGACAUCGUGCGCUCCUGGGCGGCUGACUCUGGUCGGCCCGGCAACGACGGGGAUCAGCAAUCAAGGCCAGGUGACGGCGGGUCCUGUUCAGCGCCUUCUAGUGACUCAGUCUCAGAACUGCACUUCUCUGUCACCUUUACCUGGUACUGUGACACAGGAACAAGACUUCAGACAGAACUCUUCAUCACCUGCUCUCAAACAGGUGCAGCUCGGCAGCAUUCAUGCCAUGACAACCAUGAAUCAAGAUUCAACGCUAAACUCUCAGGUCAGUGCUCAGAAGAGACCUGCCCUUCCACCACUUACAAGAGGAGGAAUGAUUUUACAACAGUUGAGGAAGGAUCAUGCUGGAGUUCAGACCCCAGAUCGGCGUCGAUUUGCUACAAUCGAGGAUUCGCUGCAAAGACUCCUCCCUUACCACGUGUUUCAGGGAACUCCACCCAGCCAGGAUGAGUUCUCACAGGUGGAUGAAGAAUUCGAGGCAGUUGCAACUCAGGUGCUACUGAGGACCCAGUCCAUGGUCAACAAAUACAGACGGCUACUCAUGGUGGAGGCCGAGCGUUCCAGUCCAUCAUCAGAGAUGGUGAUGAUCGAUAGGACCUUCAACCAAGAGGAGCGCAGCAACCUGACGCAAGACAAGCGCAUGGUACUCGUGGACCCAGACGCCUUCCUGGAAGAUUUCUGUUGUGGGAUGAAAUCCAAACGUUUCGAGGAUCCCGUCCCCACUCAGUCGUUGUCCAGCUGUAGUUUGACUCAGUCAGACGGAGGCUCUAAAGAGCCGCCAUACAGGACAGACUCCCAACCCGGGUAUGGAGACCCGGGAGGGGGCGGGGCUGCAGCUGCAGGUACAGGUACAGGAACAGGUGCGGUAGAUAAACUCCACCCUCCACAUUUAGACAACAAGAGCGUCCUGGAACUGAAGAGAUCGCAGCAGCACUUUGGGCCCAGCAGCACCAGCAGCAACAACAACAACAGCAGCAGCAGUCACCCCCAAGGUAACCGCUCACCUUUUGCAGCAACACCGGGCGGACAGACGCACUACCAGGUGUCUCCACACCUGAUCCAGCCCCAGUACGCCCCGCAGCUCACAUCACCCCCUCUACCCGACACAGACUCUGCUCUCGAGGCUGCAGUCAACAGCAUCUUGGAAUGUUAAGACUGACGCUCCGAAUCAUCCCUGAUGUUCAGUUUUGAAUUUGUUUAUGUGUGUGGGUCUGUUUUGUUCCGUCAGUCUCCUCGUUGUAAGCCUGUGUGGAGAGGGGUCAACUCUUCUUCCAGGUCUGUUAUCUUUUGUGAUUCCAUCUCCGGCCAUGUAGCAUGUAAUUUGUUCUUUAUGUUUUUGUUUUCUGAGGCACAACGUUGGAGUCAGCGACUCCGCCGAGGUGCCCGAUGGACGCAGGCACUUAAAAAAAAUCACCUAUAAAGAUCCGGGAAUGUGUGCAAUGCAACAGACUCACAGACGGAAGUGUUUUGUUUAUUUGAACCUUAUCUAAAAGUAGCUUGAAGAUAAGAGUGUCCCUCUCUUCACACACACACACACACACACACACACACACACACACACACACACACACACACACACACACACACACACACACUUCAUUUAUAUUUUGUGCCAGUUUAUUAUCCCCACUACCUUUGCUGAAAACAGGGAUGAAGAGGAGGGACUUUGUGCCUAAUUCUAGGUUUUUAUUUUGAAGUGUUUACAUGAAGAAAUCAUCCAGUCACUCAGUUCCACACAUGCUUAGGUACAAUGUGUUCGGUAGGUUUAUGGUUCAGAGGAGUAGAUUUUCCUUUAGAGACACAAAUUGCACUAAACGUACUGUUGCUUAUUUCAGGAACGAUAUGAGUGUGAGGCUCUGGUUGAUUUACAGCGUACGCUAGGCUAAACAGAAUGUGAACAUUUGGAACUGAACCAAAAUCUACCCGCCUGCUUUCAGCUGCCUGCAACAAGGAUAACCUCUUAAUCACACUAGAAACCAGUCAAGCUAGUCACAUUAUCCACAUAUAGUAGUGUUACUGUACUCUUACUGUGCUUGAAUCACAUUUCUUUGGCAUUUUUUGUUUGUACCUUAAAGGUAUGCGAGCCCCGACACAGACACGGACACAAGGACAACUCUCAACCACUUUUUAUCAUUUCACGGUGUGUUUGUGUCCGGGGAGCUGAGCCCUCAGAUUGAGGAGGAUAUGUUACAAUAUGUUUUUUUUAUUUAGAUUUUUAUUUCCUCAUUUUUAGAAAUGACAUUUUUAAAACAAAGACAACUGUUUUUUUUUGUUUGUUGUGACGUGUUCCCCCGAGCAUUGAUUGUAUGUAUAUUUGUCUGCCUUCUGCAUACAGUAUAAUGAUAUAUUGAUCAUAUCUAUCUAUGCUUUACUACCCGUGUGUUAGUCUACACAAACACACACACACACACACACACUGGUGUAUGACUAUGUUUCAUGUAGUUUGGUUGUUUGAUUGCCACACUCUUGACUUUACUCCCAUUGUUCGCUCGUUGUCCCUCCCCGUGAUGUUUUCCUCUCCAGUGUUUCCUUUCAAACAUUUCUUCUUUCAGCAGCGCAACCAAAAUUCAUAACAGGAGGGAGAGUGGUCUUAUCCAGAAUCACUGUCAGAUCUCAAAGCUGCAGUGUUUUCCUCUGAAGCUGACUCGAGCGCCCACUGUGUUUUAUUUUUGUUCUCACUUCGUCUUCAAAGCUAAGAAUUAGUGAAAUCCUGCAGAAGAGGAUGAGGACCAACAAACUGUAACCCUGACUUUUCAAAAUUCCGACUUCUUUCUCAGAAUACUGAGAUUAAAGUCUGAAUUCUGAGAAAAAAAGAGUCAGAACCCUGAAAUAACCUUCAGUUGCCCUGAUCCUCUUCUGUAAAAUCCUGGAUUUUGGCUUUGUACUUUUGUUUUUUUUGGAUUUCACCUUUUUUUAAAAAAAUCUGCACUGAGCAUGAAAGACAGACUUCUGCCAAACCCAACAACAGGACCAAAGCUCAUCAUGUUAAACGCCCUUGGGGUUGAUUCUGGAUACCGUCGCCCUCCCUCCUGUAAACGUGUCUGUGAAAUAUGCUUGCCAAUAGGCUACUGGAGCAGACUGAAGGCCUUCUAUGUGGGUUUUGUGUUUUGAGUGCCAGUGGCCUGUAUCUCUGCCUAUAGACCUCUUAUAUCUACCAAUGCACACUGAGAAAACUUUCUGCUUUGAAUGCAAAUCUCUGGCGACAUGUACGGUCCACGUGAGAUUUGUUAGCAGUUGCUGCAAGACUUUGUGCCUCUAUAGCACUUAAUCCAAGUUUAAGACUCGCACAAAGUAGGGACGUGUCCAGUGUUUUGGUGAAACGUUGUGUUAUCUUGAUGCAUAUCAGUGUCCGAGGGCCUGGUAGGAACAUACUGUGCUUUUUUCUCCCCUGUUUUCAAAGUGCAGAGAUGUGUUUUUUGUUUUUUUUCUGCCUCCAUUUUCACUGUUAUUUUGUCUCACUUGAUUUGUAUAGUUUGUCGUUUUGUAUAAAAAUGAAAAGUGAAACACAAAAUAUUUAUAAUUUUUGUAUGGAGAAAAAAAAGAAGAAUGUAAAACACACACACAUGAAAAAAAAAUGA
This is a messenger RNA of Acanthopagrus latus (yellowfin seabream), 5175 nucleotides long. It is a transcript of the gene bicral, whose product is annotated as BRD4 interacting chromatin remodeling complex associated protein like. Gene Ontology annotation, biological process: positive regulation of DNA-templated transcription. The transcript is spliced from 13 exons. NCBI's taxonomy places the organism in Eukaryota, Metazoa, Chordata, Actinopteri, Spariformes, Sparidae. The record is from RefSeq and is a predicted model, not a curated record. Bases 348 to 2750 code for a protein of 800 amino acids. Gene Ontology annotation, cellular component: SWI/SNF complex.